CCGGAGAGAGAGAGGCAGGGGACGAGCUCUGCACCGGCUCCACCGACACACUCAGAGUGUGAGAGAGUGUGUGUGUGUGUGCAGCAGAGAGGGAGAGCGGCUGAGAGACAUACACACUGAGUGCUUCAGUGAGGAGGGAGAGCAGACUCAAACCUUGGAGAAGACUUCUUUUCUUUUUGUUUUCUUUUUGUUUGACGAGUCGAGAAGAAGAAGUGAAACUUCAACAGACAGGUGAACAGACAGACAGGUAAACCAGGUGACUCUCUGAUGAUGGACGACUACACUCUUCCCUUCUGGAUCUACCUGGCCGUUCUGACUGUGUUCAUUGGUGGGGCCAUGAAGAAGAUUCUGGCGUCCCACCUGAGUGCCGCCCCCACCCUGGUGGCCUGGCUGGGGGCCACCGUGCUGGUGGAGCGCCUGUGGGCGUUCUGCCUGCCGGCCGUGCUGCUGCUGGCUCUGCUCAUCCUCGCCUUCUGCAUCUACUUGGCCACCAGGACCAGCCCACCACCCACCACCCUGUCUGCCCACGGCAAAGCGGUAUUCAUCACAGGUAAGAGCAGGCUCCUCCCACUCCUUCAGGUGCAUGUGUUUGCGCUUUUAUUGUAGAAUUUAAGAUCAGCUUUUACAACUUUCUGGAGGAAGUAAAAUGAUGUUUUUGUUUUAUCUGUCACCUGAACUCCUUUAGGAAAAAGCCUUGUUUAUUCCAGAGUUUAAAUGCUGUUAAAAAAUAAUAGUUUUGACUCACUGCAGAAGAUUUGUUUAAGUGUUCGACCUGAAAUCUUGUCUGUGAGAUAAAUUAAGCUGCAAGUUUCCUGGAAGCACCUGCAGAAAAAAGUGAAAGAGUUGCUUUUGUUUUUGCAUCUUCUUUUUCUUGUUGGUCUAAACUUGAACUUUGUCGGAUUAGAUCUAAAAGUUUUACAAAAAUCCUACAUAGAUGAAGGAAAUGUUUGACCUUGAAAGAUGUUGAUAUGCUGGUAUCAGACUGAAUCCUCUGUCAGCUCUUCUUCUCCAACAUUGAGAUGUUGUGUGUGUGUGUGUCCCAGGCUGUAGUUUGGUGAUCUUUUGUGCUUGAGUGUGUGAAUGAUCAGUGGAGGUCACGUUGUACAGAACCUUCCUUUAAAAGAAAACCUGGUUUUGCUGCUGGGUUCAGGGAGGUGAUCUGAUCCCUUUGGGACCCUGUGUAUGUGUGUGUGUGUUUGGAGAGGGGGGGGUAAACUUCAUGAACAAUAGCUGUAUGCGUGUGUGUGUGUGUGUGUGGGGGGGGGGGGGGAUUCCCCUCCACAAUAAGAGUCAAAGCGUGUGUCAUCAGCAGUGAGGGGUCGAUGCGUUCACGGGUUACCAAAGAGUCUUUUUGCUCCAUUUUCUGCUAUCUGAGCUCAGAGGAAGUGAGUCUGAUAAGAGGAGCGAUUAGUUUAUAGAUCAGUGUGUUUGUGUGUGUGCGUGCAUGUGUGCGUGAGUGUGACAUGUGAAGCGUUCAGCAGUCGCUCUGUGUUUAGAGCGGCCCUCCCUACAGACUUAAUCACUUUUUGGUUGCCAGCUGGCUCCGGACUCUCAGUGUGGUAGUUAACGAGGUAAUCAGAUCUGCAGAUUAAUGCGGCUGUUUAAUAACACCACGCUCUGCCUUUGUGUUCUCCUGCUCUCAUGUAAUCUGCACAGAAAGAGAAGAAGAAUAAAAAGAAAAGUGGAAACUUUUUACUAACUGGUCCUCGGGUAACCUGGGAGGUCGAAGGCGGGUGUCACCGUGGAGACGGGUCGACAUUUAGCCAGAAUAGAUGCUGUAGCCUGCUGUGAUGGUUUUGGUUUUCAUUAUUUAUUAAGUGGUCUGUAAAGUAUCAGACCUGAAAAUGUCUGGUUUGAUUUAAAGGGAUAGUUCUGUGAUAACAGUCAGCACGGCUUCUUUGACAAAGAAUUUUUUUAAAAAUCUUGCAAUUUGAAAUCAGACACUUUGCAACUAUGCAGUGUGAGGUAUGAAAACAGCUGUUUGACUAAGCAUCUUUUUGUUUGCAUGAUUAUUGGAUGUUUCUUUUACUUCGCUAAUUUGAUGUGCUGCAUGUGCAGGUAGCAGAAGUGAUGCAAAAGGGCUUUGGGCCAUAGUGUCACAGUUUUGCAUAUGCUAAAUAAACCAUAUUUCCGGUCAGUAUGUUUAGAUAUUGUCCCGAAAAAUGUGAUUUAUUACCUUAGAAGUCCAAUUGGAAUCACACUUAAAGGGAUAUUACUCUCUUCCAGCAGCUGCUUGUCUGUAGUGAGACCUCGGCCAGUCCAUUACAGACUACAGCGGGGUGACGCAGCUCAAGUCAAGUCAAGUCAAGUCAAGUUUAUUUGUAUAGCACAUUUCAGCAGCAGGGCAAUUCAAGGUGCUUUACAUGAAACAAGCAGGCAAAACAUUCAACACAAUUUAAAAAGUAAAAACAGCGUAAAAGACAUUUAACAGAUUAAAAGUUACAUUCAAAGCUAAAAUAAGAUUGGAGAUAAAAGAAAACAAAGGUUAGAUUGGAGAGAUAGAAAAAAAAAAAAAAAGCUCAAGGAAGAACAUUUGUGAUCAUUUUUUUAUCAUUUCCUAUUCUAUCCUAGUCUCUUUGCUAAAGAAAUGAGUCAAAGUUAAAAAGAUGUUUGGUGUCUAGUACUAUGUCUGUGACCCUAUAUGUCCUGUUGAUGAAGUUAGGUGCUGUUCUGAGCAUUAUUUGUGGCUAUAGAGUGGCGUUUUGGUUGAGCGCAUGGCUCUCUGUAUUGCUAUCCUGCAGUCGUUACUAAAGUUGGUAUAGCUAGGGAAGCAAGCGGUCGGCAACAUUCAUCUCUCAAGGGGGUGUUUAAUUCAGUGUUAUGGUGUGUUUGACACUAAAUCAAUUUUAUGCCAGAAUAUCCCUUUAAUCAAACUUCUUAUAGUUGGACUAAUAUACCAAGUUAAAUCUAUAUUUCUGGCUUUGCAUACUGUUAGUUUGACAGCUCUCCUGUGGUCUUUAAGGUGCAAAACAUUCAAAAUUCAGAGUUACAAUGAUGUGAACCCCGGGUGAAAAUUUUAAAAUCUCCCUAAAAUGCUCCUGCGGUACAGGAAAGACAAAUAUCUCUUCUAUGAUCACUUUAAUUCAGUGAAAUAACCACGUCCAGACUCCAUCUUCUGCGUCUUUUCUCCGCUCUGAAACGUCUUCAAACAGACUUCGAACAAAGGUGUGGCCCAUGUCUCCGGCAGUCACUUCCUACGCAGAGAGAGGAGCUGGUUUUGAUCAGGAGGAAAGAAAUCUGGGUUACGCAAAUACCAGCCGGACGUCAGUGUACAGUUCACACUCACACAGCAAACCACCGGGCAGCAGCGGGCUGAACUUUGAGCCUCUUUGGGGCCUCAAAGUGAAUUUAACUCCUACCUUCUCUGUGUACAGUCACGUAUGGAGAGAAUUUACCUCCAUAAAUCAGAGCUGCCGAUAAUGUAGGUGGUCAGGAGCGUCAGUACUUGUGGGCAACUGUGAGCACCCACGGGCCAUGUUGGAAAAACACCAGAUAAAUAAAAGAGUGGACACUGCAGGAGUUGAGUUUUACCUCUGAGGUAAACAGAACUGUUUCUACAUAAACUUAACAACAGAUUUUACUGCGUUUCUCCCGUUUAUAGGUUCCAUAUUUAAACAGAUUAUUUUGCACCAUGUUGCGAGCUGCAGCUGGAUGACCUCGGGGUCGCACACUUUGACUAAAAAGAUGCUUUUCACCGGUCUGUCGAUGCUGAUUCUGCAUAAAAACUCAGAAAGCAUUGGCACAGGGUUUAAUUUUCUGCAUCAGGCAUGUUUUGUUUUCAUUUGAAGUACAAAUCCUAACAUCUGCUAGUUUUUUAUUUUAUUUCUUGGCAGGCUUUGGUUGUAGAAGUGUUUAGAUUGCCAACAGCCCAUUGCUCACAGAGACUUCAGCGCCAUCAGGUGAUAGCCAAGCAGCAAAAGUGUUAAAAACCUGCACAUUUUCAAGCCUCUACUUGAGUCUGGUUGUAAACAAAAAGCAAUCCUUAUAAAAAUGUAUAAAAAAAUGUCCAUUUGCUCAAUUUAUUUGUGCACACUGUAACACAUCUGUUUUGAAUUGAUCGAGGCGAAAGAUUAAAUAUAAAUUGGCACUGCUAUUGGCAGCUGACAGGUGGGUGUGUUGUAGCUGAGAGCCGACAUCAGCUCCGGCUGUUUACCCGUUUCAGCACUUAUCAAACAGUCCGGCUGAGUCAGCGUUUCUAACGUGAAAAUCCUCUGUUCCCUCAGGGACCGACGGCUGACGUCACAAACACUCCAUCAAUGUCAGAGAUGGUAACUAGUGGGUUUUUAAUGGCCUGUAAACAAAUGAGGCAUGAAAAAUGGUCUAUGAAGCCUGAAACAACACUCUGUAAACGUAAGUGAACCCAGGAGACCAGGUUCUAGAGUUUGGAAAGUGAGACCUGGCCCCAAUCUAGAGCAGCAGGACUCUCCUACUACAGAGCCAUGAAGUUGUAAUCCCUGCAUAAUGUGGUUCCUCUUUGUCUGGAUGGCAGAAGAUGUUGCUCCUAAAUGACUACAGAGUCAUAUGUAUUCUCAGUGAAAUUUCCACCACAUCCUGAACGACUAUGUAAAGGCCAUAUCCGCCGAUCGUAGCUGAUCGUAACCAUUCAAGUUAACGUGUCAAUUUCCACCGGCUUCUUUCUGUUUUCCGCUGCUGAUCUCCGGACUCCACAGCUGAUCAUUUUUUCCAGACGCCGAAGGAUGUCAGAUAAAUUCAGCACAGAUUAACCCGUGCUGGAAAGGAAGUCGGGCACAGACACAAAAUAAAACAUCCGGCUUCUUUUCAAAAUAAAACACUCCGUGUUUCAGGAGGAUCGUAUUUCACACCAUGCAAACGGGCGGAGAUGAACAAGUGAAAGGUUUUUAGAUGUCAUUUAACCCCGAUGACACCAUGGAUGAGGAGAUGCUGAUUCUACAAGUCGAGAGGUAGUUUUCCUCCUCUGGGAGGAAACGAUCUACUGCUUAUAUGGUUAGCCUUUGUGGCUAAAGACAACUUGUUAUCGCGCGAUUGCACAUGAAUUCGCGGGUCCUUGAGAGUUCUCAUGAUUCCUGCUGUCCAUAAUCCACCAGGAAAUUUGCCUCCCAAACAGAUCCGGUAGGACAACGGCGUAGGGCAAAAAUCACUGCUGUUCCAGAUCAGAGCCGUUGCGGAUGCGAUGGAAAUCCCGGGCAACAUGUUUUUGAACAUGUUGCAUGUUUGUUUUUUUCUUAGUUUUAGCAGUUGAGUUGUUGUAUUUGCUCUUUUUAAAUCUUAUAUUUGGUUUAAAUCAGGGAUAGGAGGCCCUAUCAGUAUCAGGGCCAAUUCCGGCCUUAUUUCAAUGUAAGGAGUUUCACCACAGUGAAUCAUCAUUGGUGUCACGUCCUGUUCAGACUUUAACAAACCCGUGAACAAUUGUGAGAACUGUGAUGUCACAGUACAGGACUCUGUUAAAAAGAAGCAUGUUAGCAGCUUGUUGUGCAAUGCUCCAGCUGUUUGCUUCACCGCUGAUAUUUGGAGCGGCAACGUGAGUCCCGUGUGUCAAAAAUUAUCGGUCAUUGUGUGAAUUGAUAUUUUAUGUAUCAAAAGUAUCAGUGGAAUCAGUUCUUGGUAUCGGUAAGUACUCAAGAGUGAGUUUUCGUACUGGUAUUGGUCUGAAAAAAAGUGUCAUUGAACAUCUCUAGCUUAAAUGACUCGCAAACCAUCAAAAUCUGUUUUUAUCAACAUCUUACAAUCAAGGUUGUUGUGUCGUGAUCAAGUUCUGGCCAAACCAGUUGUCAGUUUUCAGAAAGUAAAGCCUUUCUCUGAUUUUGAUCAAUAGAUAACUCCCAUUUGAGGCUUUCAUGGAGUAGAGACCAGACUAUUAAGACCUAGUGUAAGAAGAGCGAGGCAGUGAUAAAACAAAUUUAGCUCUGACGCCACAAAACAGAUUCAGAUCAUGAAGUGGAAAUCAAGAUCUCAGGCAGACUCUCUGAUUUCUGAUCCUGAACACGGUCUCGUGUUUUGUGCCUUAGUAAUCCCAAACCAGAUCAGCAUGUUCUGCAGACUAAGCUGUGGACUGGCCGAGCUGGGAGCUUCAGGAGGUCAUUGGGUGUCAUAGUAACACACUUCAAAAGUCUGCACACGACCACGUCUAGACGUCACCUCUUCACGUGGCUUUAAAGCUCCAGCCUGAAAUCCUCGGAUAUUUCCAAACAAACAGAUCCAGAGACAGCCGGGUUUUAGACGCUUCACCGCCUCUGAGGAUGUUCAGGCUCUUAUAAAUCCAUGUGUCAGAUGUUUCAGAGCUCACUCUCUGUACUUGAGGUCUGAUUUCGGAGAAACUCGCCCUGCCCUCUUGGCCCUGAGAGCGCUGGCUUUGAUGCAGUAAAACGGGAUAUCCGAGAGCAGAUUUAAACCUGGUCCAGGGCUGAGAUCUUAAUCAACGGCUCGUUCUUAAUUGGCUCUGCUGAAAGCUUGUAAAGGUCAGUACUGGGUCACUCUGGAAAUAAGAGCAGAGGGUGAAAAAAAAAGAACCUGGUAAACCUCUUAGAAAGCUAAUGAACUGCUCCACAAAGAGGCACAUUCUUCAAAGGAUGAGGGUUGAAGUCACAGGGCUCGCUGACCGGGCAGCGCUGCAGGCUGGCGUCCCGCCGACAUGUGGAGGACACCUCAUAGAGCCUCUUUAGACCUUAGUGAAGGGAGAGGAGGAGCCCUGUGGGAGAGAACCGGUCCUAACCGCUGAAGAUCGAUCAGUUACAGGGCUCUGAAUCCUUGCCCACAUCCUCAAAGUUCCUCAGACUCUAAAGGGUCUCUUGUUUUAGUCGAACACAUCAUGGCUUUGAGUUUUGGUGCAGAAAGAACGAGGGCAACAGCAGGGGCUCCGGACUUCAUGACUUUUAAUCAUUGUGGUAUAUACAGGAGGAGGGGAGGGGGCGCAUGUUGAACCUGAGGCAAACUAAAUCAGUAACCCACAUCCACUCACAAAGAUCUGUCACCAUCUGCUGUGGAGGGUCCAGUACUGUUUGGAUUUCAAUAUGAAUAUCAAUAUUAACGUUACCUUUCACAUUAAUAGAAGAGAGUCUGACAGAAUUUGAUGCGCUCGUUGAUGACUCAAAACAAGCCGAAAAAAACGCUGUGUGUUGUUGUGCUCACACAGUGCAAGUAGAAAUCAUUAAAGGAUCAUUGUUAUUUAUGAGCAUGUGAAAUUUUAGUAGCAGCGCACAUAAUUCAGCAGCGGUGGUGAAUGAAUGUCGGGGAAACACUGGAUUUACAGAUUCUGCUUAGACUUUCCUCUUUGUAAAAACCUGAAGGUCUUAAAAAACACGUUUCCUCCCGAUCUAUCCAGGAGGACCAUGUUUGGACAGAGAGCUGGAGUCUCUUAAUGUCUGAAUCUGUCAGUGGUUUUUCCCUCGUGAAGGUCUCUGUCCAGUUCUCUCAGGAGACUCUGGCUGCAGGUCCAAAAGUUCCGGUUACACAGCUGCAGGAGAAGCUGUCCAACAGAAACAAGAACAGAAAUACGACCACUCGACGCUCAUAAAGUUACCCUUCAAUCAUCUAUCAGCUGGUCAUAUCCGUCUUUUCUGUUUGUUUGUUUGUUUACUUCACAGUUUUAUUUUCUCCAGUUUUCUUGUGAAACGUCUCCCCCCUUUUUUUCCUCUCCCUCAUGACUUUUAUCUCCUUUUGUUUCUCUCUUACUUCUUUAUAUGUUUCAUUAUUUCUGUCCUCAUACGUCUCUUCUUCUUCCUUUUCUUCUUCCUCUCUUUAAGUUCUUUGAAAGUUCACCUCCAUACAAAUUAAGCCAAUCAUGGCUGGCGGCUUCCUAAAGUGGAUGAAGAUUUCAGAUGAGGAGAGAGGAACCAUCAGGCCUCACAGUCAGAGCGUGUUAUGUAACGGAGCAUGUUUACGGAUGGUCGUCGACAGUUAUUUAAAGGUUUGACUCUUUGUUCCUCGUCCUGUCACAUGAUCUCUGCUCACAGUUGGGCGACUGUUUGUUACCACAGAGUUUCCAACUGAUGAAGCAACGUCGACCUCCGCCGUGAGCCCGUGUUGUUUUCACACAGAGAGGAUGGCUGCAGCAGAACAAACACCAUGCAGGAACAUUUCAGGAAAUGUUGCCCAAUAUUCAGUCCACCAUGAGAACACAACCAUGUGGCCUCAAUCUGUGCCGAUCUUAGAACAGUGGACCUCACAGUCAGUAAAUCUCCUCUUCGGGGAUCUGUGAUCUGGAGUAGUAAAAACCGAAGACCUGAACGUUUCCAACUUCGUAUGUGACCUCUCACAGCCCUCAUCUAGAAGCCUCCGUAAAUCCUGGACCUCCACGCUCGGAAAGGUCAUCCUUUGAUUUCGGAGAGGUGUUAUGCAGCUCUGCGAUGGUGGUCACCACAUUGGAAACACUGACUCACUUCACUUUUAUUUUAAAUAUGGAGACCAGAUUUUGCCUUGCGUAAGAGUGCAGAACUCUUCUACUACUGAGCCAUGAUGUAGAUAUUGUUCAGCAUUCAUGGAGCCUUCACAGAUGUGGAAGUUAUCCAUACCGUGAACUCUCAUGACCCCCAUACCAUCAGGGAUGCUUGCUUUGGACUGGGAGCUAAGAAGAAGUCAGGUGUUGCAUGAUUACCAAGAAGGAAGUCAAUCCUUAGUCCAUCUUGAAUGGGGUUACCUGGAUUAGUGGCUGCAGUGACAAACUGUGCUUACAGACAACAGUUCACAGUUUGAGCCUAUGCAGUGAUUUCCACUACAGAGUCAUGUCUGAUUUUGAUUCAGUGCCCUCCAGAACUGGUUUUGGUCCUCACUCACGCAGUCUCUCACAGAGUGGUGAGGCCUUUGAUUUGUUGCCCUCGGAUCAAAUCAGUUGUACUCGACAUAAGCGUCCCUCCUCUUUAAGAGUUGGUGUAAGUGGCCAGCUAAGUUGGUUGUUCACAUCGGGGGUCGGCACACCCCCUGAAGUUUGAAAAUUAAAAAAAGGGUUUAAAUAGUGAUUUUUGUUGUUUUUGUUUGUUUGUUGUUGUUUGUUUGCUCUUGUCAUUGAGUGCAGUUGGUCUGGGGUUGAGUACAAGAGGCUAUUUAGAUCCAGUAUGCACCCUUGGUAGGCAAGGAGAGGUAGGUGGCGUAAAAUUGUUUGGGUGGCGUGUUAGUGUUUUUGCAAUUGGUCUUAAUUAUGUUGGGGAAAAUUGUUCCGAAUGCUAUCAUUGUGAUUUUUUUUUAAUAGUAAAGUUGUGUUUGUGCUAAUAUUUAAGUACUGUUUUGUACGAAUUUGUUAUGUUGAAAAAUGAUUUGUAUUUUUGCUUUGUUUUUGGUUUCACAGUACUCGAAGUGAGGAAUAAAGAAAUAAAGACUGUACCAGUGACUGUAUGCUGUGUUUUAUCGAUACUGAGGGCUGUAACAGUUGGAUUUAUAAAACACUAGAGCCUGGGUCAGAUGCACAUUGAGUGUUUUAAUCUGUGUUAAUGACUAUUAUGAAGGUCUAUUGUUGCAAAGGAUCACUUCCUGUAAGUUGUGUUUAAAAUGUUGCGGACUUUACAAUUUCGUGCUUUUAUUUUGAAGUACUUCCUCUUUAGUAUGUAGUGGUUAGCUAGUAGACGUUAACUUGACGGAUGCUGAGAAACGAAGCUCGGAUUGUGUUUUCUCGUGUUUCUCGUCCAUUGAAGCACCUGGCUGCAGUGAGAACAAGGUAUUUGGUUUUCAUAACUUUUAUUCUUGAUUUUCAUAAACGUAUUUACAGAAAUACCGUUUUAUUAGAGGCACUUUUGAAACAAACUCCUCAAAUACGUUUCUGUCUUGCUAGUUUCUCAUGAUUGGCCGUCGCGUGCAUGCUAACGGCUGCACUCGUUAGCGUUUCGUCAUUAUACGAUGUUUUAAUGCAGUGUUCAAGUUACCUGGGAAGUCAGAAGUCGGAGAUGAAAUGACGUUACGCCCGAGUUCCCAGCGUGUCAGUUACCAAGUCGGCAAAAAGCAAAAUCGGAGCCCUGAAACAAGAUGGCGACAUCUACGAAAGUUAUUUUGGCGCUAACCGAUCCGUCCCGGAAGCGAAUCAGAGUCAAAGGAGGCGGGACUUCCCCCUACUAUCCUACGAAAAAAAAAAAAAAAAAACGCUCCCGGAAAUCUGACUGGGUAAGGUAAUGUCUUUCGUAGAUGUAGCCAUCUUGUGUCCGCCUCUGAUUUUGCUUUUUUUCCGACUUGGUAAUAGUUUUUCUUUAUUAUGUAUAUUUUUUAUUACUGAAGAGUCGAUUGAAAAGGAGUUGCGUUCAGAUACAACGUCAGGGCUGAACAUGAUUCAAAAUGCUUCAGAAAUCAUCAGUACGCUUCAUAAUUGUCCGGCCUUCACUGUGGACUCUGUGUGACCGACCGCUCAUCAGUCAGUGUCAUGGUUACAUUCCUCUCUGUGUUUCUAUGAAAGCGAUGAUGAUCUGAUUCUCAGUAAUCAUGGCGCUGAUACAGUGAUGACUUCCAGGUGGAUCUGAGUGUUGGAUAAUCAGACGUUCAGAUUGAGCAGAUCCUCGCAGAGACAUGUUUUCUCCAGCUCUCACAUGUGUUCAGGAUAAACUGUCUUAGCAUCAAACGGCGUCUUUUUUUUAUUGACCAUGGGAACCCGAUUUCUUUCAGGUGUGGGUGGAGAAGUGAUGGCGGUUUUAGAUUGAUGAAUCCAAGGUUGUUGUCUGAGAUAUCUUGUUUCUGCUACUUCUUAUGUUAACAUAGGAUCUUUUGGUGACAACGCACUUACAGCUGAUCAUCUCAUGUGGGUGGAGCUGCUGUCUGCAGGAAUCAAACCCUCCUCCCGUACACAGAUGUGUGUUUAGACCUCUGACGCUGCCCCGUGUUUGUCCAUCUCCGCAGAAUCACGUUUAUUUCUUCAUGUGAGGAUCCCCUCGGAGCCUCGGCCCAGUUAUAUAACCGAGAGCAGAGAUAACACGACCCAGAGUUCAGCUGCAACCUAAAACCGUCUGCUUCAUGGGUAUAAAUCUUUUGAUUUAGUAUGUUUUACACCGGGAUGCUCCUGUGAGCCUGAGGUUUAGAAUGGGACCCCUGUCCUGAGGGGGGCCCGAGGUGGAGGUAGCAAUGCAGGAAGACCAACUCAGUCUCUUUGAUAGUGAAAUACACACCACCUGGGGCCUGGAGAGCAAAUAUGGCACCGUGCUGCGAGAGGUCAGCGAUGUACGAGAUGAAGAAUGUGGGACAGUGUGUGGUCUUCGCAGAAACCUGAGAACCUCCGAGCUGCAGACGUGCACGGUUUCAGUCUCAUUCAGUUCGUGACCAAAAUAUCUCUAUGAUCCAAAAUUAGCUUUAGAGUCCAGGAUCAGAAAGAAGCCAAGAAACUGGCAGCAGUGACUCCGAUGUGAACCCUGUGGAGCGGAUUCAUCCAAAACGACCGCGUUCACCGAGAAGUCCAAUAAUUCAGACUGUCUGAAAACAGAACAGAGAUGGACCUGCACAGAUAGACCUGCUGAGGCCUUUUAAACCCAGAAACAACAAUUACAUCUCUCUUAUUAUCAUUGUCAUUUUAACUCCUUGAUCACAGACAGAGCUCAUACCUGGGCCACCCAGGUACCAUCUAUGUGCAGGAUACGCUGGUGCAAUGCUAUCUCCACAUGACUUUUCAGGAUGGACAUCAACAUCUCUGAACUAAAGUCAGCGUACACGAUGACAGCAGGGGACGUUGUUGUUUGUUUUUAACAUUAGAUCGAAAAAUCUCCCAAUAAUAAACUUUUAAAUGAUCCCGUUCUUUCUUAUUCUGUUAGUUCUUGUUUAGGAUAGAAGAUUCUCCACACCUGACAGAGAGAGACAUGUCUCUCUAAGGGCCGAUACUGCGUCACAUUUUCAUUUGCAUUCACUGACGUUAAGAGAUGAUUUAGUGAAGGUAUCUUUAAUUAUGAUAAUUGUUGAAUUUAGGCGCACACGCUGAUAUUAAGGCCUGUCUCACAGAAACCAACCACAGCUUCGAGAUGUAUCAGGGGAGUUAGCGGGUGAAGUCAGCGUGUGUGUGUGAAUCAGGUGUACUGUGUGUAUCCGUAAUGUGAAGUAGAGUGCUGGUAUUCAUCUCUGGAGCCAGCGUUCGCUCUGUUUCUCUCCUCGGGACGUGACUCUGGAAGUCCUCCAAGGACACGGAGUCAAGCAGUGUGCCAACUCCGAGCCAGCAGAGCUCUUUCAGACACCCACCGCACAAAAGAACAAACAGAACAGCGAGUACCGCAUAGGAUCAGGUUGUAGGUGCUGGGACUUCUGGGAAACAGGGGAGCUGAGGGGUACGUGACGGAUCCCUCGGGGGUGGGCGGAGAUUUUUUUUUUUUUUCAGGAGGAACUCCCAUCUCAGGAAACUAAUGUGCACGUGCGGAGAUGGGGGCUUCCUCUGUGCUUCUCAGAGAGAGAGUCCAGUUCGCUUGAAAGGCCAGAACUGACCGAGCCAACGUUGUAAAUUUGAAAAGCUCAGGGGGGACGUGGACUCAGAAAGUGCCUGAACUUGGAUUUAUUUUUUAAAAAGAAUUAUUAUUAUUAUUAUUAUUAUUAUUAUAAGGAGGAAGAAGGGUGUCAGUAUAUUUACAGGUCUUGAUAAAGUUAACAGUAGCGGUUAAGGAUCAAGUUAAAGUAUCUGAUCUGAGACUUGUUUAAUCUGUUCAAACAGACGAGAUUUACAUAUUUUUGGUUUUACGUUUUAAAAUAUUUCAAGACUCUGUUUUAACCCAAAGUUCAAAAGAAAGUUGCAUCCAUUGAAUUUCUCUGAAUAUCUUCCUUUCAUUAUGUAACUGAAAGGAUUCCUCUGUCAGGGAGAUUAAAGUUUGGAUACCGCCCCACAUCUCUCAGGUUUUCUGCGUUUGUGUUGGUUGGUUUUCGGAGGCUCUCUCUCUCUCUCUCUCUCUCUCUCUCUCUCUCUCUCUCUCUCUCUCUCUCUGCCUAAACUUGCAGCUGUCAAACGUCUCUUAUCAAAACAUUUCCACAUCCACAGAUCAGAUCUGCUGCGGGAAAUUCACCGUUAUGUCACAGCCACGUCGCUCUCUUGGACCGCAUAUAGGUGAAAGUUGAUCGACGUGAUUUCAGCGUCAGAUUAAGAUUAAACAAACGGAUCGAAUCGGUUUCCCUGCCGGCGCUGCAGGAAUUCGCUUGUAACUCGCUCUGAUGGGAUUUCACCCGUCAGUGUUUUUUAUAAAUCUCUUUUUUGUAUGUUUGUGGAAAAGCGUGCAGCGUGUUCAAGCCUUUUACUGCAUUAUAAAACCAGACGAUAUCCUACUGACAAUAAUCUACCGCUGCACUGUAAACUUGGCUGUUAAUCUAGACUACAAUUAACUGAGAUUACACUCUUGAAACGGAUCCAGAUUCUCCUCUUGUUACUGUAAAUGACACAAUGUGCUUUUUAAAUGAUUAUCUAUCGUGUCCUACUGUAAAACCUGUCAAUAAUCGACUAUUACACUCUGUUAUAGGAAAUCAAAGCCUCCUGCUGACACACAGUAAAACCCACAUAACAACGCUGUGAAAUAAGUCAGAGAGGAACGACAAAAACACCUCAGGAUGUUACUCUAUAAGACAGACAGCAAAUCUCUGUUUUUCCAAUGAUACUCAACAAUCAUCUCGCUCAGUUUAAUUAUCAUCACUAAAAUAAUCUUUAUUUCUCUCGGUGUAAAAUGCAUCGAUUCACAUGUAGUUCUGCAGCAUAGUGCAAUAACCCAGUUUGCAUGUAUUACCGUAACACUUGGACGAAUCGCCCUGUAUCAGAAUCUGAUUAGAUACGACUUUAUCGUCAGAGAGAGUACGAGAUGUGUUCGUCAGCCUUGACGCGUCUUUCUGAAAGUGACUGACCUACAGUCUCCUGAUCAGGUGGACUUCAAACUGGACGAGCACACGUCCUGCUCUGCUGUAGAAGAAUCAACAAACUUGGUUUUGGUGUCUGAAUCACUCACUUUGGGUCUCUGUUUCUUCUUCUCUGAUGUUCACAGUAGUUGCUCUGACAGCUUGUGUGAGAACAGAAAUUGUUGUGUGUUGUGGUCACACAUCUGCAUCUCUGUGAAAACACUCUGCCUCCUCCUCCUCCUCCUCCUCCUCUCCUGUUCGUUUUUUUCUGGAGCAACAUCUGAUAAAGUUUUUUUACUUCCAAAAAUCCCCCGAUUACUUCCCGUAAAUACGAGUCAGAAAUUACCAGAGAUGUUGAAGGUUUGGUGAAACUGUUCCAAAAACAAAAAAAGUGUUUUUGUCUUUUUAAACUUUAUUAAAACUCUGUGUGUGUCUGCAGGUUGUGACAGCGGGUUUGGAAACGUGACGGCGAAGCGUCUGGACGCUCUCGGCUUCGAGGUGUUCGCCACGGUGUUGGACCUGUCAGGAGACGGAGCCAGAGAGCUGCAGAGGACCUGCUCGCCCCGCCUCACCCUCCUCCAGGUGGACAUCACCCAGCCGCAGCAGGUCCAACAGGCGCUGCUGGACACGAAGGCCAAACUGGGCCUCAAAGGUAAUGACCGGCUGUUCACAGAAACCACAAAUAAACAUGAUCCGGGGACUUCUUUAGUCCUGAUCCUGUUAAAGUGAGACAUCAUUUCACUCUAAAACUGCAGAAACUGGUCUCCUGGGUUUACCGGGGUUUACAGAGCGUGCAGUCGUAGUCCCUGAUCCGCCUCAGUUUCUGCAGAGUGUGUGAUAUCCCUGCAGAGUGAGGAGAGGAUCAUGGGAGGAAAUAUCUGAUCAUCUGGGACGAGAUGAAUUUGAUUUGAGGAGUAUGUGAGGAGUAUUUGAGAGUAUUCGGUGUUGGUAGUCUCGUGUUUCACGCACUGACAUCAGAGCACACACACACACACACACACACAGAGGCUUCCUGCUCUCUGAUUGGCUCAGACCUGCAGCUCCCACUGGCUUUGUAAUUAGUCAGCUCAGACCUCUGGCUUUACCUCGGGGUCAUUUAAGGACAAACUGAGUGUGUGUGUGUGUGUGUGUAUGUGUGAGAGAGUGUGUUAGUGUAUGUGUGUGUAAGUGAGUGGGCGGGUGGAUGUAAUAAAAGAACAAGAGGGAAAGGUCACGUAAAACACACUCCCAUGCACUCAAGCUGGAACCGUGCUCGGAUGUUUGGGUGUGUUUAUUUAUCUAUGUGUGUAUACGUGUGUGCAUACGUGUGUGUGUGUGCGUGCGUGCGUGUGUGUGUCUUGUGCAGGUUGUGAUUAGUGGAAACUGAACCCUCGGUGCAGAAAGGUGUGUGACAGCAGGUUUCAGGCUAAACUCAAACAUUAUGGGACCAAAGAAAAUAACCCUCAUAUGUGUUUGUGUGCGUUGAAUAUUACAUAAAUAUAUAUGUUUAUAAAUAUAAAGCUUUAUUAAGAAGUAUUACAAUCUCACACACACUGUAUUCCAAUCUCAGUCCAUAAUCUGGUUCAGGCUGUGGUCCAAAUGAGGUGUUUACAUUCACAACAGAGUGUUGAGCUCCAGGAAUGUAAAUCUGCAUAUUGUGAAUGAAGCGCUGACGUAUAGCAGUAGAAGCUGUUGCAACAUCCUCACACCAGAAUAUACUACACAUUCCUCCCUGCAACAGUUCCUAUGCCAAGUCCACGGGUGUUUGCUUUAGCGCUGCAGUUUGUGUUCUUAGCAGCUAUACGCCGUCAUCUGAAUCCUCUGAGCGGAUUGUGUUGAAGUGGUGUCGUAUAUGUGAUGUUGUGUUGUUUUUAGGUCAUGUUCUGUUCAGGGAUGGACUUUCAUUCAUUGAUUCUGCUUAUCAGUCAAGUUCUUCAUCAGUUCCUGUGGAUGAAGGUGGUCAGUGCAGGUUUUAUUAGGUUUUAUUUUAUUUAGGCCCGACUGAUUUAUCGGUGAGCCGAUUAAAUUGGCAAAUUUUAGCCCGUUUGAGACUAAUCGGUAAUCGGCCAAAACUCAUCAGCCAUAUUUCAGAAAUAAAAUGCAGAGAAUAAGAUUCUGUUUCACUUCGAAAAUUUUCCACCAUUUAACGGUGUAAUAUGCAAGCUAAAGUUAGAGUUAGCCAUUCUUGUCUGAGUUUGAUCAGUCGGUCUUCCUGUCGGUGUGAAGAGCAGUAAUCUAUAGUAUAUCUGCAGUAUACUAUAUAUUUUUAAUAACUUAAUAAAAAAAUUUAAAAAUCGUCUGAUUAAUCGGUAAUCAGAUUUUUCCCCUCUAAUAAUCGGCAUCAGCCCAAAAAAAUCCACAUCAGUCAGGCCCUAGUUUUAUUCCUGUCAAUGUGCCACAGUAAAGCCUGGUUCCUGAUUGGACCUUUACAGGUCAGCUGAUCACUGUUAUAUGAAAUCAAACACAGGAGCUUGGUCGGUGUCAGACUAAUUUAGUGAGACUUUUUAAAUCAAAAAACAAAUUAACAUGUGAACAGGACAAAAUCUGCAGUGGCGACUUUGUCCACAUGAGGGCGCCAGAAUCAACACGGAGCAAAAGUUCCCCACAGGAGCUUUAACUUUUGCAGCUAGAUGUCAGAUUUGUAUUUAUUGAUAAAUAGAGCUGCUUUGUUUCAUGUUUCUGCUUCUUUCUAAAAUGUUCCUGAAGGUCUGUUUUACACUCGGUCCCGUGAUAAUAAACAAAGCCCACUAUCCCGCAGAAAAGCGCAGACAGGAAGUCACCUGUCGGGCCGGUCAGGUGUUUGUUGGCCUGCCAGCCUGGAUGUUCUUUUCCUGGUUAUCAUUCAUUAGCUCUGGAACAGUUCAGCCCAAACAAAGCUCCCUCAGCCGCUCGUUAAACAAAGCGUGGGAUUCUGGGUCAGUCGCUGUGGAUGAGGGGCGAGCGAGGCUUGUUUAGAACAAGAGAGAGAGAGAGGGAGAGCUGACCUAAUGGUGCAGUACAGGCGCCUGUAUUGACUGUGAUUACAGACUUAUGUUCUCAGAGACAGAGGAGACUGUAGGGCCGAGAGGAGGUGCGGGAGGAGUUACAUAAACACAAAGAUCACAUGUUCACGGCCUUGACAUCAUUACCCAGCACUCAGACACGGCUCUUUAUACCUUCAAUUCAUCGGAUUUACUUAUGGUGGGCUGCUCAAAUUAUAGAGCAAACAGGCGAACACAGCCUCAUUAUUCAGCUGUAAAGCCCAGAAACAAAAGUAGAGUCAUGAAUUACAAGUUUGAUGAAGGAAUAAACCACCAUGACGGUUUUUCUGAGCUCUCUGCAGAAUCAAACAGCAGCACCAAAUGUAGUUAAAAUAAUUUAUCGAUCAUUCGUGUUUGUAAUCGUCAAUAAAAGAGGGAAUGUGAUUAAUUUAUCAUGAUCUCUUGACCAAUACAAGAUUAAAUUUUGUGUCUAUAAGAGAGCAAUUACCAUAACGAGUUAUGUAUAUUGUCAAAGACACCUCCCAUCCUGGUCACCUCCUGUUUGAACUUUUGCCGUCAGGCAGACGCUAUAGGACAAUCAGAUCCAGAACGAACAGACUUAAAAACAGUUUUUUUCCAUCAGCAAUAACUACCCUCAAUGCCUUAAGGAAGGCUAAGAUUGACUGAAUACCUAUUUACUCAUUUACUUUAUUUAUUCGGAACUUAUUUAUUUAUUUAGAACUGCUAUUUAUUACUGUAUUUGUUUUUAAUGAUGCACUGACUGUCUGGCACUUUUUUAAUUUCGUUGUACUGGUUACAAUGACAAUAAAGGACUAUUCUAUUCUAUUAUUCUAUAUCUAACUUAGGGCUGGACGAUAAACCGAAAAUUUACAGAUACCAAAAUUUACAAAAACCAACAUCAUUUCACCCAUAUCGGUAUAUUCGGUGUCAAAAAAUAAAUAAAUCAAAGUUGUUUUUGGAUGUGUGUAGGUAGGCUAUGGUCUCAUGUCCCUUUUAAGACACUGUCCUACGUCAGAGACGUGACUCCACCCCAUCCAGUCUGUAACAAAGAGGGAAAGACAGGUGAGGAGAUGGAGGACGGAGAGAAAGUUGGAGCGGCUGAAGUAGACGAAGUUAAUGUGGGAGGGGGUGAGCAGCUUGUGGAGUAGUUAUCGUCCAUUUAUCAUUAUUGAGGUGAACUGAUCAAUAUAUCGUGAUAUUGAUUAUUUGAGGUCAUAUCACCCAGCCCUGAUCUAACUUUUAAAAUGUGGUUCACAGAACACCAGUUUCCUCCAGUUUUGUAGAAACUUUUGUUGCAACCAAGCUGUAAUCUUCAGAGGGAAAGUACAAAAAACUGCAGUUCCUAUAGUGUCCACUAGAGGCUGGCUGCAAAGCCAAGGACUUCCCAUUCAGUCCUAUUUUAAUCAAACAUGUUUACAGCCUCACUGCACAAACAGGUGAAGUUCAGUGCAUGUUUACAAAAGGCUGAAGUCCACCUCUUCACCUGUUUCCAGGUUCAGUCACCUUUUAGAUAUCAAAGCGUCACUUUAGUCAUCAACAGGAGCAUAAAAUCUACGUUUGUAAAGUUAUUUUAAUCAUGAUGUGCUCGGUCUGAACUAUACAAGUGCAGCGAUGUAGGAACUGUUGAUAUCUGCAGGCGUGAGCUUUUGUUUCUUCUGUUCUCUGAAAAUUUCAGACGUUUGUAGAUCUGCGUUACUAGAAAGAGAAAACCUCCUCUGACCCGACUUUCUACACACUUCUGGCAGAUUUAUUUUAGGACAUUCAGGUUUUAUAAAUAAAGGUGUACGGAUGUUUAAACAGACGUAAAUAUUUAGAGUCAAACACGCUGUAAAGAGUGUUGAAAGCUCGCCACAUUAAACAGGCACACUGAAGGUUCAAACUCGUGUCAACACGUCCGUUAUGAUUGAAGUGCUUGUUUCUGCUCUCCACCGCUGUGUAAACACACCUCUGAUCUCUGUUGUGUGUCUGUGUCUGUGUGUGUGGCAGGUCUGUGGGGCCUGGUGAACAACGCCGGCGUGUGUGUAAACUUCGGAGACGCCGAGCUGUCCCUGAUGUCAAACUUCCGUGGCUGCAUGGAGGUCAACUUCUUCGGCACGCUCAACGUCACCAAGAGCUUUCUGCCGCUGCUGCGACAGGCCAAAGGUCGCAUCAUCACCAUCUCCAGCCCGGCCGGUGUGUAUCCAACAACCACACACACGCACACACGCAGAGAAGCUGUAAUAAAUCAGAAUCGAAUGUUCCAGAUGAAGUGAACCACAGAUGAACUGACUGCUGCCUCCAAACAGCCAAACUAAACAAACAGAGCCGCUGCUCGUCUUUGCCGCCUGUUUAUCCAACCGAAUCCAUCACCAACCUUCGCCUCCCCCACGACAGAUUUAUGAGCGCUGCAGGUUCUUAGAUUUCACUAACGUUGUGUUCAGAGUUUGAUCUUUUUCUUCUUGGAAAAGCCAUCAAAGUUAAUUCUUCAAACUCAUAAAACUGAACUGGAAUCAGAAUAAUCCCUCUGCUGCACAUCCGCUAAGGUAAAGUGAGGAUACGGGGAGAUCUCAGCUCUUACAGGAACUAGUGACGACAGCGUCUGCCUGUGAUUUCUGCUAAGAUUGCAGAGAGAGUGCGAUGAAUUAUCCCAGAGCAACUGAGGUCUGAAAUCAACACAUUAAAUCUUUGAUUUGCACUCUGAGACGUCUCCCUGCUGCAGCGGUGAUGGUAAAUAUAACACCGCUGCACUUUAGGAUGUCACAUUAAACUCUCACAAACUCCCAGACUGCUCAGAUGAUGAGCCAAGAGUAAGACGCUGUACGUGUCAAACAGAAUAGAAAUAUCACCGACUUUGAAUUUCAGCUCCAGAUUGAGGCUUCCAUCCUAAAGGUCCCGUUACUCAGACUGUCAGCCUCAAUACUCCAACACCGGAGUUUGCGAAUCACCACAGAUCUUUAGAUUAACUUAAACCAAAGACACAAGAAGAGGAACCAAAGUGAAACUCCUGAAAAGUGCAAAUGCUGUUUCAUUGAUUUGACAGCAUUAACACUUAAAUAAACGUCGAACAUGAUGUGAUUAAGUACAUUAUAAUAGUACAGAUUAACUCUUAAAAUCAACAUGAGCAAAGAUUUAAACUCUCAGCUUCUAUCCUGCAAAAGUCUGUCUGAAUGUAACCCCCGAGAAAGUCUCUGAAACAUAAAUGUCAAUGCUUUUUACGACCACAGUCAGCAGACAGCAGCAGACACAAUAAUCAAUAUCAGCACAAGCGGCUCAGUGUUUUUGUCUGGGGGAAAUAUUUACCUGGGGCGUGAAAGUGUCUGAGCAGACCAACAGUCUCCUGCUCUGAGGUUGGACUCGGUUGAACUGCUUCAUCCUUAAAUGCAAAGUUUGGAUGUGACAGAUCUACAAACUUUUUACCAAAUUCACGUUAAAGAUGCACUUAAAAUAUUAAAGGACGAGAAAAGACAGUAAUGGAUGGAUGAGUUUCCUGAUUUAGGAUUUUUUAAAGUCCAGAUCGGAAAUCUCACCGGAAACACCGGCCUCAUUCCCAGUAAACACACGUAAAUAUACACACCCACCCUUCUUUUAGGGUAUUACGAGGAGUUGGUUGUAUUACAUAAGCGCUCCCACAUAAAUGAGUUAAAUCUCAUUAUAUUUAAUCCUAUAUGUCUGUUGAUCGUUUCUAGUAAUCAGGCAGUACUGGUGAGCUUAUUCCAGGAACUCUUCGGUAUCCACAGCAGCCUGUUCUCCUCACAAAGCCGUCUUUAUCUCAGAGCCAGGGGGGUAAAUCACAGAUUUAUACAGCCUGUGAUCUGAACCCAUGACCUAUAAUUAGAGGCAUCCUCCUCAUCCUCCUCCUCCUCCUCCUCCUGCACGAGGUCCAAAUCCUCGUCAAACCGACCCUGUAAAUUGCGGGUUUAAUGACAGGCUCAGAUAUCAUCAGUAACCUCUGAGGACAGCCUGAAUGAAUCUGCUUAUACUCUGAUCUGCAGAUCCGGUGAAAGUGUGAGCGGCUGUGGGCAGCAGUCUGCAGAAAAACAAGAACACAGCUCUGAAAUCUGACUGUCAAAACAAAUUAUCCGGAUAUUAGAGAGAAUUUUACCAAGAUGAGCAGCUGAACCAACGUUUGUGAAACUCCCGUAAUGAUUCAAAGGAUGGAAGUGUCGGACAGUAAGUGAGUGAAGCGGUCUCGUCUUGCAGGGGAGUUACUUUUUACACAGUUGAUCUCAGUCUUCGAUGGAAAAUCAAACAGUAACUGUAUGUUUGAGAACGUUCUUAACGAUCAGUUUACCGCCACUCGGUUAAAUCCUAACCCCCAAUUUCCACCGCAUCCAGGAUGUUCAUGAAGGCGAAUUUCGUGGAAGAUUUCAAAAACAGGAAUCAAGAGAACUCACAAGAACCCGCAGAUUCACGUUCAAUCGCGCGAUAACGAGACACAUAGACAUAUAAGCAGUAGAUUGUGUCCUUCCAGAGGAGGAAAUCUACUUCUAGACUUCUAGAAUCAGCAUCUCCUCAUCCAUGGUGUCAUCGGGGUGAAAUGACGUCUAAAAACCUUUCACUUGUUCGUCUCCACCCGUUUGAAAAGAAGCCGGAUGUUUUAUUUUGUGUCUGUGCCCGACUUCCUUUUCCUGCACGGGUUAAUCUGUGCUGAAUUUACGCGUCCUGCUCUGGUGUCAGGAAAGAACAGAACUCUGGCGAUCGGCUGCGAAGCCCGCUGUUACGCAGGGGGGCCGGAAAGAAGCCGGUGGAAAUUGACACAUAAACUUGAAUGAAAACGAUGAGUGCGAUCGGCGCCGACAGCCUUUUCUGGAUGCGGUGGAAUUUGUGGGUAACAUCUUGUCUGUCUUCCUGUGUUUUCAGGUGAUCAGCCGUUUCCCUGUCUGGCGGCGUACGGAGCGUCUAAAGCAGCUCUCAACCUCUUCACCAACACACUGAGACACGAGCUGGAGCCCUGGGGGGUCCACGUCUGCACCAUCCUGCCCUCCGCGUACAAGACAGGUAACAGCGCACCUCCACAACCCCAUCAUGAUGCAGGACAUCAUGCAGAAGCAUGAGAGCGAGAAAAUCUCUGGUCUUAACGGUGAAAACUGUCUUCAGGCGCACUCACAAAGGCGAAGGAGUAAAAGGCCCAGAGGCUUAAUUACGUUGGCAGUAAAUACAAUAAAAGGAAAUAUGUGGCUCCUGUAACUGUCAAUAUAAAAACCUUCAGGCUGCGUGACGUUGUAGAUCCUUACCUCUCUCUUCUGACCACACCCUGGAGAAAAUCCUGAUUUAUGUCUCGAUUCAUUGAAGGCUUUUCAUGAAGCGCCUGGAGAUAUCGCGGCUGUUUUUGUUACUGUGUGUCUCCCAACCAAAUAUCUGUGCCACACGCAAUCAGGAUCAGAAUCGAGUUUACUGCCAAGUGAUUUUUACACGCACAAAGAAUUCGUCUUGGUACCAUGGUGCGAAAACAUGAAACACAGAAGGACAGAACGGGUGGAAAGGGUGGAGCUUUGCCACAGCGCUACAUCAGCUCUUCCUUUCCCAGUCAUGUUAGUGUUCGAGGACAUGUGGUGAUUUCCACUACAGAGCCGUGUCUGUUUUUAAUGCAGAGGACUAAUGCUAAUCAAUGCAUCUUUAUUUGUUGGAAGUGCCCUUUAGUGUGUGAACAGAGGUCCCAUUUUUCAAACUUUAUUGCACCAAAAGAAAACAGAAGAAGAUGAUUGAGAAUCCAAACUCUGGAUUCAGUCUCAACAUGAGCCUGGAGCGGUUUCAGGAGGUGAUGGAAGGAGGUGAGAAACAGCCGAUCAGACGGUCAUCGAUCCUGAUGGGUCGGGACCAAACCAAACUCUCCAUCCUUCCUGUCGCCGCUCCGCAGUUUGGCCCCACGCUGAUCACGAUGACAGGUCCCCCCGCUGAGGAGAACACUUUUCUGACGAGGACCACAUGUGGGACGGAGGAUCUGUUUCCACACACAGUACAAAGACUAAAUCGCUGACUCUGGGUUUUGAAACCCUCGCAGGACGGAGGCUGAUUAGAGGGCUGAGGACACACAGAGUUGGCCGAUGGUCGUCUUCUCGCUCGUGUUUUUUCAUUCCUGGAAUCCGACGCUCCUCUCUGCGCUGCAGUUGUUGUGUUCAGGGGACUUCACCGGUGAUUCAUGUGGAGAUACAGAGCAGCUUUGAAGGCCAGUGGGCGAAGUAGUAUUUAGAUAAUCAUCUGAUGAGUCAUUGAACGCAGCUCGGCACACUUUAUCCUCCUGUUCUCACUUUAAUCCUACAGGAACGGGUUUGUGUUCAAACUCGUAAUCCUGCCGUUACUCUUUAGGAUUUCGGAGCAGCUCCUUUUGGCCGUGGGCCGACUGAGUCGAUGAACUUUAUCCAGACUCCGUGUUGACACCCCGCUCGCUGCUCCGACUCUCCUUCACACGAAAAACAGUCAGCGAUCGCUCCUGCUGACUCACACAACGGCGCUCUCCGAGUUCGCACCUCAGAAAUGUUACAACAUGCUGCAAACUGGGAUAGUAAUGAGGCGGCGGGCUGCCAAAGAGUUUUUGAUUCAUCUGUUGUUUCUUAACUAGAGGCUACAAAUGUCAAAUAAUGAGUCACAAACACUGACGAGACAAAAAACUGUCAAAGCGGCAGCAGCGCCGAAUGAUGGUCAGUAAAGUCACACGGCCAUCGUGAUUUUUCUGCUCAUUUAAGUUAAUAUUUUUAUUAAUUAAUACCCUGGAUGUGAUUCUCAGGGAGAUAAUGCAGCUUCUGCAUCUUCUAUAUCUGUGUAAACAAGAAAAAAAACGCAAUGAAAUUCACGAAAAAGCAAAAACAGAGAGCGUUUCUGUGCACCAGCCGUUUUUGCACGUAUUUAAAUGAGCCACUGUGUAUUACCCUGAGGCAAAUUUGGACCUUUUCUAUGCAAAUAGGCAUGUCUUACAUAGAAGCACUGACACUUUUGUCGUGUAAUUAGGGCUGCAAAAUUUCGACCCAAAAUAAAAUCCAGAUUUUUUUCUCUAAAAACUCAAUAUUUCGAUUUUUUUAUUCAGUAACAACUUCACCAAACUUCACUUUGAUAAAAAGUUUUUCUAUCAUCUCUCAAAAUGAAACCACUGAAAACGAUGUAGUUCAUAUGCCAAGCCAGUAAGUGGCGCUGUAACGCUGCACAGGAAAUGCACAAAAGACAGAAGAAGAGUACAGAGCAUGUGUUUAAAGGUUGUUUUGGCGCCAUAAAAGAGUUACGCUGUGUGUCACAUGAUUGUUUCCAGAGAUGCAGAUAGACAUCCACACAGAGAUGAAAUGGUCGUUGUUUUUUAAAAAGUACCAUUUACAGUCUCUUAUACGACAAAAAACUUUAGCGUUUACUCCUGAGUUUGUUUCCGUGGUGACGGGUUGAUACCGGGGAGUGGUUUGCUCUUCAUCUGAAACUGUGAAGUCGUACCAAUUCAACACCACUGACUCGCUCUUGUCCGAUUUAACCACGAAAUUAUCGCCUUCUUUUGCAAACGCCAUGUUUGUUUACACUGGUGUGUGUGGGAACUGGGGAGCGCUCCUGCGCUUUGUCUACCUCUGCGAUGGUGAUAAGGACAGUGGUCCAGUCCAGUCACUUCCACCUCUGGGUGACCUAAAGUAAUAUUUCUUGAUAGCAGAGGUUGAGAGAACGUCUCUGAGCGGCAGAGGGUCGAGAUGCUGACAGCUCAUCUCCACUAUUAAAACAAGAGCAAACUGUACAGAACAGCGAAACUUUAUGAGCAUUUUUGUUUUAGAACUUUAUUGGCCCACUAUAUUUUAAUGAUGCAGUUUUUUGGUGUUUUUAGCAGCUGUAAAUUACUCUUAGUCCAUUAGUCUAGUCUCCAUUAAAGUGUUGCCUGUACGUCUUAUAAAGCUGUGAGUAGAAGACGGAUUUUUCCAGUGUCUGCCUUCAAGAAACAUGAAAAGGCAACAGAAACACGAACAGAGCCGAUAGGUUUACUUCAGGGAUUAAAUAAGGUGAGAUGAUACCUGGCAGAGAAGGAGCAGUUUCCACUUUUCACUCACAGAAGCCACACCUGGAGUCUGGAAACACUUUAUACAAACAAAACAGGAAAGUUACGUAACGAAACAAACCCACACAAAAAUCUCAUUAUUGAGAAACGGUCUGCGCAGGUGAAGGUGCCUUUAAAUCAAGCUGCAAAUAUGUAUGUCUGCUAUCAAGAUGAAAACGGGGCCGAUUAAGGGCUGACUCACUUUUGGAAUCAGCCUCAAGUGGACAUUUGUGGAACUGCACUUUUCAGCACUCUGAAAUUUACUUCAUUUUGCAGCUUUAAAUACUGAAAAUCUGAGUUACAGGAUCUUAAAGUCGGGUUUGUUUACCGAGCAGGAGGUGCUUUUAUUAAACACUGCCCUUGUGCAUCAUGGGAAAUGUAGUAUUUACUGCUAAAUGGUAUAAAGUAUGAAAGAUUUACACUAAAUAACCCGGAGAAUGUACGAAAACUGUGAAAUAUAUUAAGAUGUGUAAUUUUAAAUGAGCAGAACUUUUAUCUUAAAGGCAUAUUUCAGUAUUUUUUAAUUGGAGUGUAUACGUUAUCAUACCAGCAUGUAAGCUAGGCUACAGUUUUCUGCAGACGGGGUGGAGUUUACCACAUAAAACUGGAUUUUGAUGUUUUUGCGUCUCAAUUUUAACAACAAAAACGUAGAAAUUGUUCUGCUGUUUUGUCAUUUCAGCUCAUUUUUCUCUUCACAGCUUUGAUGAGCCAAACAGAUGUAAUAAAAAAGAAAAACUAAGAGCUGAGCACUCACUCUGAAGAGGCUCUUCUCUGAAUUUAGCGUUUAUUCGUCCAGCUGUACUCCACAGCUGAUUUUGCUUACUACAACUUAAACAUGUCCAAGAAUUAAAUGCAUGCUCGGUGUCACUCCCGUUAAAAAACUUUAGCUUGUUCUGUUACAGAUGGCUCAGCUCGACGCUGACCUUCAUCGUGGUUCACUGUUUUCUCAUCAUCAUAAAAAGGAAAACCACCUGGACGUAAUCAAGUCCAGCCACUGCUUGGCCCUCGGAUUAGAAAUAUUUCAAACCUGCCAAGAACAAGAACUGGCUUCGAUAACAAGCUCCAGCUUUUGCCAAAACACAAAGAAACUGAUACUUUCAUGUUUCUUACAACUCAGGGAUACAUCUGAGAUAAGAAUAAUGUCGACUUUAUCAGGAGAGGGUUAAACGCGCUUUUAUACCCUCCAAAUUUCCCUCAGUGCUCACAUGUCUGUCGUAAAAUCCAUUUAGAAAGUGCAUCAUUGAACUUUUAACUCUCCCUCACUAAAACACGUCCUAAAUCGGAUUGUUUUAGUGGUCGUAUCAGAGUCCAAGUUGAAAUAAAAGACUGAUCUGUUUCCUGACUCUGAUACUGAUAUUUAAUCUAGACGAAGGAUUUCCACGAGUCAGAGAGAGCAUCUGAUUUCAGGUUUCAGACGCUCAACAGACAGAUCAGGUUCUCAGCAGGACUCAAUAUAAAAUCUGAAAUAUGAAGGUCUUCUCUGAAAAAGUCUUUGUCUGGAUGGACGCAGAUGUUUCUCCUAAACCUGGAGAUAUUGUAUAAAACUGUCGACGCAGCAUCUAGGAUUUCUAGUUCUUUGUUGAAAGGACAACUGGACUUACUUGAGACGUUUAGGCGAAACGUCUCAAGUAAGUCCAGUUGUCCUUUCCAAAAGAAUGACAUAUUUUAAUUCAUCAGACCUUACCGGACAGUUGAUGUUGAGGCCAUGCGGUGACUCCAACUACAGAGUCCAGUUGCUCCUAACCUGCUUUUAUUUUGAAGGUAUAACCCGCUAACCCGGCGCUCUCUUGUCUCUGCAGGUCAGUCCAGUAACCACGCCUACUGGGAGCAGCAGCACAAACAGCUCCUUCAGAGUCUCUCUCCGGCGCUGCUCGAGGAGUACGGCGAGGACUACGUGGCCGAGACCAAGGAGCUUUUCCAGAGCCACGCUCGCCAGUCCAACCCCGACCUCAGUCCCGUCGUGGACACCAUCGUCCAGUCGCUGCUGUCGCCGCAGCCGCAGGCGAAAUACUUCGUUGGGCCCGGCGUGGGCCUCAUGUACUUCAUUUACAGGUACUGCCCCCCCAGUAUCAGCAACCGCUUCCUCCAGAGCCUGUUCGUGAAGAAGACGGUGAUGCCGCGCGCUCUGAGGAAGCAGUCGGGCUACAACCUGAACCUCAGCCUCCACAACAACAACAACGACGAGGAGAAGCUAAAAUAGCCGCAAGACUGUAGACACUUCCUGCAGCCAUAGAGGACCACUUCUGUAACGCACUCAUAGAGCUGUUUCCUGUUUUAACUGUUGAAGGGAUCAUAGUGAUGCACCAAAUCUUUCUGUUUGUUCCUGCCCUGGACUCGUGACGCCCCCCCUGAAUGGACAGUGAGGACACGCCAGGAGUUCAGGGGAAGGGCGGGGUCCGGUGGAAGUAGCGGUGCAGCCACGGGUCGAUCUGAGAGACGAGCUGUACUGUAAAUACACCCAGAGUCACUCUGACUUUAUGUGCCUUCAUCACAGCAACACUUCUGCAGCAGCUUCUUUUAAAGAGUUACACAUAAAAAUACAGUCCAAGUAAAUAUUCACCGUCUUUUUAUGAGGAUUCAUGAACAAAAGUGAGAAAUCGAACAGGUCCUGUCUCACAGUUUUCACUUAUACUUAAAUUAAAUCAACAUCUGUGGACUUGAUAACUUUUCCUGAGAAACCAGUGGAUGAAACUUAAAGGGAUAUUCCAGCGUAAAAUUAAUUUAGGGUCAAACAUACCGUGAUCAUGGAAAUUCAAUCAGACCGAGACGCUAACACAGAAGAACUACCGCGUCUGCAGAGUGAAAAGAUUAAUGUGAUGUUUAUUACUUAAAGGAAAUGAUAAAGUAGUGAUCAUAAACGUUCUUCCUUGAGCUGCAGCACCCCGCUGUAGUCUGUAAUGGACUGACCUGAGGCCUCGCUACAAACAAGCGUCUGCUGGAAGAGAGUAGGUGAGUUGUGUUUAGUCUCUUUGCUAAAGAAAUGAGUCAAAGUUAAAAAGAUGUUUGGUGUCUAGUACUAUGGCUGUGACCCUAUAUGUCCUGUUGAUGAAGUUAGGUGCUGUUCUGAGCAUUAUUUGUGGCUAUAGAGUGGCGUUUUGGUUGAGGGCGUGGCUCUCUGUAUUACUAUCCUGCGGUCGUUACUAAAGUUGGUAUAACUAGAGAAGGAAGCGGUCGACAACAUUCAUCUCUGGAGGGGGGGUCUAACUCUGUUUUACGGUGUGUUAGACCCUAAAUUAAUUUUACACAGAAUAUCCCUUUAACCAUGUUUUAUACAGUCUGUGGUUUUCAUUCUACCUGAAGUCGUGUCUGAAGUUCGACCUGAUACGCCCUCAGAUCCAAAAAUCAGGAUCAGGGAGAGUUCAAAGGAAUUUUCCAAAACUAAAACUCUAAAAGACGAUAAAAGUACGAGGGUGAAUAAUAUUCCUACAAAGUCAGAAACUUCAACUUCACUCUGUUACAACAGAAGCGCUCCAUAAAACAAGCUGCUGCAGCGACGCCUCCACCAACAAUCCUAUUUCUGUCUUUCUAAAUUUUACAGACUCCUGUAUCAUCUGCAUCUACGCAACAGGAACUCUGACAUGAAAUCUUUUCAAAACAAAAGCACACAAUCAAAAGUAAGGGUUUCCCACAAAACCAAAAUAGAGACCUAAACUUGUUUUUACAUAUCAAACAUGUUGUAUAAAAGCACAAAAGAACGGAAUAGUUGCAAAUAUUAUUUUUCUUUUCUUAAAAACAAAAAAAAAAACACAAAUAAAACAGUCAGUUGUGUACAGAUAGAAAUUUUUGUCUCUCGUCUGACAUUAAAAAAAAGGGUAAAUACAUCCAUAUUUUUGUGACUGAAACUUUUUACACUGUGCUUUUAUUUUGAAGGUAAAAAACAGUGUGGAAUUAAUUUUAAAAAAUUAGAAAUAUGGUUUAUUAAUGAAAAGGUUUUAGAAAUGAGAAAAGGGGAGGAGGGUUUUCCAGAAUAAAGUUGAGAAACAAUUUUGUGAUAAAAGAAAGACGUGAAAAUGUCAAGAAUAAAAUAAAUUACAGGAAAAAAAGUCAAAUGAAGAAAUGUCGUCGGACUUCAUUUUUGUGUAAGAUCGCAUAUUUAAUAUUAAAACUUAAAACUCAACUUUAUAAUGAAAUUUAGACUUUUUUUUAUAUUUUGACUUCUAUCUUAAAAUGUUAACAUCCUGUUCAAUAUCUCAACAUUUUCCUCUAAGAGUAAAAUAAAAUCUUAAUCUCCAUCUCAGACCCUAAACUCUAUCUUCACAUUUAGGAUCUUUGAACGUUGCUCCGCCCCUCAGUUUUUAUUGAUCGUGAUCAGAAGGUAAUCCAAUCAUGUAGCAGUUGUAUUUUCUGGCUGUGAUGAAUCCGAUAACGUCCCCUUUAUUAUUCCUAAAGGAACAGGUCUUUAAUGCGGUGCAGAUUCGAGUGUUCAGAGGGAAUAUUUUUGAUAUCUGUAAAAUUAUGUAAAUAUAUAUUUGCACUUCUGUGUUCAUUGAGUGUGUUGUGCUCUGUGGAAACUGUCUGUCUCUCAUCAGAUCCUCCAACAUUAUUGUUAUUAUUAUUAUUAUAAUUAUUAUUAUUAUUAUUAUUAUUUUGUUCUUCUUUCUCUGCCCACAUUUUGUUUUUGAAUCAAACUAUUUAUGGCGUCUUGUAUCUUUUAUCAGCACUUCAACUGUGAAUUUUGUAUUUAAAGAAAAAAAAACAUUAAAAAAAGGUAAAAAUGUGAUGUAAAAUGUUCUUGGUUCAUUCUUUAAUAGAAAUAAAGUUGACUUUUUUCAGAAUUUGCAUCAUCUCUUCUUUAAAGAUCCCAUAUUAUCCUCCUUUUCAGCAGCUUCACGUCGGUCUCAGAGGUCCCAGAACAAACGGUUUUUUAGUUUGUUUUCUAAACACCCCGUUUUUUUUCCUGGACUUCAGCCUGAAAACGCUCUCUGGUGAACUCAAGCCACGCCUCUCCCUGGCUCUCUGGAAGAGGUGGGCGUGGCUUGCACUAGGUACCAUACACUAAUGUUUACACAGAGUGCUAAUGCUGGAGCUAGCUGAGUCUGACCCAGAAGGAGAGGCUCCUGAAGAAAUUCCAGCUCUGUCUCUGCAGCAGGACGUUUUUUGAUUGGUUAGUUACAAAUAUGAUGUGUCUCCAUAUUUUUUUUCACUUUGUUUUGGUUCAGAGUGACUUACAUGUAGCUAGGUAACAUUAGCUCCUGCUAACAGUUACAUCUCCGCUGUCUUCGUUACUUUGAGCUCUUUCGGUGAAAACGUAAUAUUGUAAGUAAAGUUGUGCAUAAAACAGUAAAACUUACAGCUCCCUUGUUAGUUGGGUUGCGGACAGUGGGUACAGAUCCAAAAUUUAGCUUCAGAUUCUUAGCGAAUCCUGCUCUGUACUUGCUCUAGUUGAGAAAACAAUCUGAAGUGAAGUGGUACAACGUUUUAGGAGUUUUUGUGGAAACAUUUCCUUUGAAAAUAAAAUAACUUCACAAAAAUAGCGUCUGGUGGAAAUUUUCGGGGGGCAGAACAAACAUCUUGGGCGGGGUCACCAACCUGGAGAGGAGGAGUUAUCGCUGUCUGUGACGUCAUGGAGGGCGAGAGUUUCAAUCAACCCGUUUUAGCGACAUUUUCUGAAAGGUGGAACAAGCAAAAGAGGAAGAGGAUAGAAAUUUCUCAUUCUUGGGGUUUUUUUGACAGGCUGGGGGGGAUACAUAUUAUUGUUAGAAAACAAUUCUAAAGGGAAUUUUUGUAUAAUAUGGGACCAUUAAUGCUGAACAACAUCUACAGGUUUAGGAUCAACAUCUGCGUCCAUCCAGACAAAGACUUUUUCAGGGAAGACCUUCAGAUGAUCCUAAACCACAUUCUGACAACAGCACGGCUCUGUAGGAGGAGAGUUCUGGACUGAUGCGGUCCUGACUUGAAAACCGUUGGAGCAUCAUGACUCUCCUUCUUCCAGAAAUCUGUCUCGUAAUGAUUAAUCUCCUCCAAUGAGGAGUUUGUGAUUCAGCUCUGUCCUGGGACCCUUCUCUCUUUAUACCUCUGGUUUUAACCGACUCGAAGAGUGUGCUGAAAUAUCGAUCUCCGGGGAAAUCAAAACAGAGAUGAGUUGAUGUAAUUUAUCUCAUCUGAUUUCCCAUCUUCCUCUUACUGUGGAGUAUCUAAUGACGGGAAUAAAAACAGAGCCCCAGGGAAGAAACCACAACACAUGUCUCAUUUUAUUGCUGAGGAGAAGUUUAUGCCUGACUAUUGUCAGAGCAGCAGGUGGUUUAUUGAAAGAAACGAUCUUGGUUUCUUCACCACAGAGCUGCAGUGAUCUUCCCCCUCUCCGUGAAGUCCAAGUGUUUCUGUAUUUCAUCCUGCUCCUCUCUCCGGAGACCUGAUUUCCAGGAAGAAUUGUGAUUUUCCGAUCGAUCACCAUCCAACACAAAGAAACAUGGAAGAGACGGGAGGCUGCUAUUGAGAAAUAGACCACAUGCCGGUGACCUUUGACCCUUUGUGUGUUUCAUUUCCAUCCACAGGCCUCAUGACACUUCUCAACACCUCAUCAAAAAAAACAGGCAGACCAAGAUCUGUUCUUAUGCAAGAAGAUGGAGAAAUAUCAGACUGAUGGAGACCGCAGACGGAGUCAGAUUCACAUCACGCUGCUGUUAAUGUGACUUACAAACUUUUACACGUUUACAAAAUACAAAGUUCAUUUUUUAAGAAGGUGAAUAAUUUGUUUUUUGGCUGAACAGGGAGGAAGGUUGGCAAUCCCAAAAAUCAAACUGCUAGGAGAGCAGAGUGGAUUUGGAACAAGUGGAGUGGUCCCUCUACUCUUUAAAACUGAGGAUGCAGCAUCUAUGAUUUCCAGAUCUACAUUAAAAGGGCAACUGGACCUACUUGAGACGUUUCACCUUGCCCCCAAUUUUCACCACAUCCGGAACAGCGGUGAUUUUCGCCAUCCUUUCACUUGUUCGUCUCCGCCCGUUUGCAUGGUGUGAAAUACGAUCCUCCUGAAACACGGAGUGUUUUAUUUUGAAAAGAAGCCGGAUGUUUUAUUUUGUGUCUGUGCCCGACUUCCUUUCCAGCACGGGUUAAUCUGUGCUGAAUUUAUCCGCCAUGCUCCGGCGUCCAGAAAAAAUCGAACUCUUGUGAUCAGCUGAGGAGUCCGACGAUCCGCAGAGGAACGGAAAGAAGUCGGUGUAAAUUGACACGUUAACUUGAAUGGUUACGAUCAGCUACGAUCGGAGGAUACGACCUUUUAGGAGAUGAUCAGGAUGAAGGUGGAGAUCGGGAGUUGGGCUAUACGUCUUAAAUAAGUCCAGUUUUCCUUUCAACAAAGAACAUCAGAUUUUGAUUCAUCAGAUCUUACCAGACAAGUGUUAUUAAGCCCAUGCGGUGACUCCAACUACAGAGUCAUGUCUAUUUUUUUAUAUGCAGAUCCAACUGAGGCAUGAAGAACAUCCUCGUCCCUCUUUUCCUUCUUUUUCUCCAGAUUCUUUGAACAUUUUAAAGAUAUUUUGUCCACAAAGUCUUUUUCAUUUUAAUUGAAAAACUCUAAAAUCCCACUCUUGGAGGUCAUCUCAAAAAUGUGGACUCUGUGGAUUUAGAUAUUUUAAAAAAGUCAACUCAGACUCCUGCAGAUGCUGCUGUUGUGUAACUUGUAAACCACAUCCACUGGUAUCAGUUUUCAUGUUUAAAAGCUUCAGUAAUUUAAAUGUACUUCACCGAUCCCAAACUGGGAAUUUGCAGAAAUACUUGGGUGAGUAUUUAAGAGAAUUACAGAGUGUGUGUUGGUGGUUAUAAAGGGAACAUGUUACUAAGUGAAACAGUGUGUCUCGCUGAUGUGUUUUUAAUACUUUUGGACAACAAUGGAGCUCUAUUGCACAGUGGAAAAAGAAAUAUUAGUGUGUGAUACACACAGGCCUUAUUAGGAGAUGAAUCCUCUCCUGUCUUUCUGGUUUCUUGGUAAACUCUUUCUUGACAAAACCAGGUGUGUGUCCUCGCAUGGUCCUCAGUGGAUCUGGUCCAGCGGCAGUCAGGUUAGUGGAGCUGUUGGCAGUCUACUGCGAACUCUUAAAGGUCCAUGUUUGCUCUGUCAUGGUCCAAGCAGCCACUAAACCGGCACACAAAGGACAAAUCCAGCGCUAAGUGGGCGGGAGUGUGGACGGUUAUCUCCAGCGUAGCCGCCUUGAAUGUGGUCGUUUAUUCUGGAGAGCAGCAGCUGAGGAAAUCCGGCUUGUUUCCAUUGAGACCGAGGAGAGAAGAGUCCAAAUGCCCCCCCUCGGUUAACAUAUGUGGUCUGUGUAGAAGCCCGGACCCCCUCCCUGCCGUCGCUUUGAGCCAAGUGAUGGAAAUAACUCACAUUGUGUAAAGCUCUGCGGGAUACCAGCUGGCUACAUCAGCGAGUCACUGAGUUUAACUCUCACUUAACUAGAAGCACACACAAAUCCCCACAGAGUACUUUGAUUUAUUAUUCUUCAAACACACACUUUCCCUCCUUUCUCCUCAGUUGACCUGUUUCUACUUCAGCCAAGAAGAAAAGCUGCAUCAACACUUACUCUCUGGAUGGAAACACAAAGAUGACAUUUGAAGGUUUUGCAAGACGCCAGUUUGAUGUACCAAGAACUCAGGGCUUUUAAGUUUCGACUAGUUCUUGUCCCAAAGAGCUUGUAUUUACCUCCAGCUGUUAUUUUUGACGGGGAGAUUUUUCAAACACUCUCUGGUCAAUAUUCUGGACUUAUUUUUGAUCAUUUUCCAGUAGACUGUAUGAGAUUGCAGCCACACAACUGGCUUUAACUGAAGAAAACAGGAUCAAAUUACAUCUCCUGAAAGUGUUCGUGUCAAUGACAGGGUCAGAUUGUAGUGCUGGUGUAUUCUUCUCAAGGCUCAUUUAUGCUCACCAUACAUGUGAAAAUGAACGUGUCUGUUUCAAACACCCACAUACUUCCAUGUGUCCUUUACAUUUGCAUGGAUCUUAACCAUUACAUCCACCAGGGGGCAGGCCGGAGUCAAAAGUUUCUGACAACAACAAACAAAAAGAAACAUGGCGACUGUGGAGGAGCGAGUGAUAAUGUAGAUUUUGCAUCGGAAAAAUCUACAUUAUUCGCUACACCUCCUGCCCAGGAUAGUGAGACCUUUUGGGCCACCGAGAGCGCCACCACCUGGUCAAAAUCCUAGAUCUCUGACUCUUCAAAGUAUCGAGGGGGGAUGCUCUGGAGGUGUGUGGCCGCACAUGGGGCACCAAGGUCUAUCUAUCUAUCUAUCUAUCUAUCUAUCUAUCUAUCUAUCUAUCUAUCCAUCUAUCUAUCUAUCUAUCUAUCUAUCUAUCUAUCUAUCUAUCUAUCUAUCUAUCUAUCUAUCUAUCUAUCUAUCUAUCUAUCUAUCUAUCUAUCUAUCUAUCUAUCUAUCUAUCUAUCUAUCUAUCUAUCUAUCUAUCCAUCUAUCUAUCUAUCUAUCUAUCUAUCUAUCUAUCUAUCGUGUUUCUGGGACGGAUCGGGUAGCCACAGUACUGAUGAGAAAAACUAACAACGAUCCUCAAAAAGCCCCGCCAUUGUCUUUCUCUCUACAGAUGCGUCUCAGGUAGUGACAGCAGCAACACUGCCCCCACCGUUUCUGGUGGUACUGCUUCGUCUGGCCCGUAUCUGUAAACUUCAAGGAUACGUGCAGAAAUACGGACGAAAAGAACGCGAAGCACGGACGGAGAGCGCCAUCCGUACCAAGAUUAGUUUGUAACGUUGAGCAUAAAUGAGCCUUUACUGGGAGCUAUGGUGUAACACAAGAUAUGCACAUUCCCCAGAAGGUGCAUCAGCGUAUAUCGCACCAGUAAACUGAAUUAUUGUCAUUUAUCUUUAUUUUAAAUAACUGUAGCAUUUUCCCUCGUUUAGUCUUGUCUAAUAAUUCCUCCUAAGAAGAGUUCAAACUCUGUCAUACCUGAAUCCAAACUUAAUUUUGAUGUCCAGCUGAUUUGGUUUAAACUCUUUAACUCUCAGUUACUCCUGCAAUGAUCUUUCUCAAAUGACAUUUUAAGCUUCUCCUGCUGCGAACAUCUUCUCCCAUAUACUUUAUCUUAAGCUACUCUGGUGAAGAUCUCCUCUCUUAUGGAUAUACUUGCACUUCUUUUGCAAAGUUCUCAGUAUCACAAGCUUCCUCUGCAAAGACCUCCUAUUAAAUGACAUUAUCUUCAGUUUCAUCAGAAAGAUUUCACCUUAAAUGACAUUUUUAAGCUUCUCCUGCCAAGAUCUCAUUUCAUAUGAAGCUCCUCCUACAAAAAUCUUCCCAAAAUAACAUUUAUUAAGUUUGUCCUGUAAAAAUCUCACCCAACAUGGAGCUAUUUUCAGUUUUUCAAGUUUCCUCUGCAAGGACGUCAACUCAGAUCACAUUAUUCUCUCAGCUUCUCUUGCAGAGAUCUUUCCUUGAAUGACAUUAUCUUGAAUAUCUCCUCUCACAUGGCGUUGUUUUCACCUCUUUCAACCAGCAGCUCCUCUCAAAUAACAUUUUAUUGCUCAGAACAAGUUAACAUUCAUUAAAAUUCACAGCAUCUCCUCCUGUUUUCACUGCAUGGUGUUUUUUUUUUUAUUUUAUUUCCAGCUAUAAACAAUCAGCAUCACAAUGGUGGUUACAAUAAAAACACUGCUCAUGCUCGCACUUUUAUGGCUUUUCUGUGUUUGCAGCCUUUGUGCUAAUGCUAAGCUAAUUUCCUCCAGUAAUGAUCCACAAAAUAAGUUUUUUUUUUUGUUGACAGCUCAGUGACCGACUCGGUUCAGCUGAGUCCAGUCACUUCAUUUCUCUGUGUGCUGGCAGAGAAAGUUGAGCUGCAGAUGUCCCAAACACUUGGCUCUUAAUGGAUGUAGGACAGCAUGGUCUUAGCUCAUUUCUGAACUUUAUUACAUCACCACCUGCUAACACAUAACACCUAAAGAAAGAGACACAGGAGAUCAUUCAGGGGACACACCUCAAGUAACUUCAGGUCAGUUCAUCCAAGAACAUUAAAACUUAUUGGACUUUCCACCUCUGUUUGUCCAAUUUGAUGCAACCUGUUCCUGAUAGUAUGAUUAGACUAUGAAAAGACUAUGAACAUGUGGAUAUAAAGUUAACACAAGGAUAAUAGAUCAUGGUUUAAUUUGCUGGGAGUUGGAUCUCCUGACAGUGUUUAUUAAUGACACUUUUCCUGCUUGACAUGUUUGAUCAAGUUAAAAACCAAAUUUUUAAAAAAGUUGUGACUUCCUUUCGCGUUUUGAGUUUCUUUUUACUCAUCUAUCAAAGCUGUGAACUAUUUAGAUCAUCUUUGAGAAAAGCAAAACUCAGGUUCCACCGAGAUUUGAACUCGGAUCGCUGGAUUCAGAGUCCAGAGUGCUAACCAUUACACCAUGGAACCUCAUGUGCGCAGGUGGACAAGUUAGUGGUAUAUAACAGAUCACAUGACACAGAUGUUGAUGGAAUUUGAUAUCAGAACGAAGUUUCCUUCGUUUCUGUCGAUUUUUUUUCUCAUCAUUUUUACGCUUUGAGUUCAGCCGUUUAAGGCGGUUUGACGUCACUUCCUCUUCAGAGUACAAAAAUUUUAAAUGGUAGUUCGUGCACGAGAACAACAAGCUCACGAGCUCUGGAUGUUUCCGAAACGUGGUAAGAAACAAAGACAGUUUGAUCAGAUCGAUAACCUUUCCUUACAGAGCAGAUAUUAACCCUAGAAGCCGCUGUGAUACUUUAGAGUGGAGUUACAGUGAGAACAACAGGUGAACAAGGAAAAAGUAAAGCAAUACUUUAUCCCAUUUAAAAAUUUCUUAGCAGUCAUAAUAUGUCUAACGCUUUCGUUUGUUUACUCCGAUAAUUUAGUCAAUAACGUGGAAGAACUAAUGUGCCGAUCUUAAGUGAAUGAAUGUUUUUUUUUUUUUAAUAAUCAGAUUUUAUUCAAUUUUUAGAACAUAACAACAAUACAGCAUUGCAUACAUCAGUAAGGUCUGAGCAAGUGGAAACAGAUGAAUAAGAAGAACUCAGUAAAAAAAAAAAAAUAAAAAUAAAAAAAUAAAAAAAAAUUAAAAAAAAAGAAAGAAAGAAAAGGGAAAAAUAAAUAGAUAAAUACAUAUAUACACAUACAUGUCCCUGCACCUGAUAUGAGAGAUUUCUUACCACCAUUCACCUCAUUCUGUAACCUUCUAGGCCAGUGUUUCCCCUCUCGAUAAUUUCACUUAGAUCCUUAGGCAGAUAAUCCAUUAGAGGCCGCCAUAUGUCCAUAAAAAUGUCAUUAUUUCCUUUCAAUUUGGCACUUAGUCUUUCCAUAGGAAGGACUCUGAAAAUUUCUUUGUACCACUGGGUUACAGUGGGGGGUUUCUCACUUAUCCAAUUAAAUAAUAUGCAUUUUCUGGCCAGAAGUAAAAGUUUAUUGAGUAAUUUCGAUCUUUUUGCAUCCAUAACUCUAUUCACUGAAGGCAGACCUAAUAGAAACUGGCCUGGAUCUUUACAUAUCCUGUGUUUGAAUAUUGCUGACACUUCCUUAGAUACACAAGACCAGAAAAUCGAGAUUUUCGAACAGUUCCAAAAGCAGUGCAUAUAAGUCCCACUUGACGUUUUACAUUUCAGGCACAAUGGUGAUCUAUUGGGGUCAAUUUUGUUCAUAACAUGAGGUGUUCUGUGUUGUCUGUGGAGUAUCCUAUAUUGCAUUUCUUUAAAUUUACUGUUGAGGAACAACGAGUGAGUGGUCCGAAUACAUCCCUCCCACGCAUCUUCAUCAUAUACCCUUUGAAGGUCCUCCUCCCAUCGCUUAACCAGCCCCUCAACACUAUGUUGGUUACAACUCUGAAGGCUAUUAUAAAAGUAUGUGAUAAGACCUUUCUUCACUGUAAAAUUAAUUAUGAACUUGUCAAUUGGUCCCUUCAGUGUUUCUGUUUGAGAUACUUUAAGAUUCGUAUUGAUGAAGUGACGGGCUUGAAGAUAUGCAAAAAAAUCUUUUUGUGGAAGACCAAAUCUAUUUUGUGCUUGUGAAAAGGACAUGAGGACAUUGUUAUCAUCAAACAAAUCUCCAACCACUCUCACGCCCUUUUCCCGCCAAGAGCCGAACACAGCAUUUUCAACACCAGGUAGGAAGUCCCUGUUGCCCAUGAGUGGGGUCAAGUAGGAAAAGGCACCCCUCCUACCCACAAACCUUUGCAUGUCAUGCCAUAUUUUAAUAGAGCUAUGAAGUAAUGGGUUGUUCCUUACUUGGGGAAGAGCAGAUUUUUUGCAAGUGAGUUCCCCUAAUAGUCUAAAUGGGACACAUGCCCAGGAUUCAAGUGGGUCCUCUGUCCCCUUUAAGUAGCAGUGAACCCAUUCACAUAUGAAUCUACUAUGACAAGCCCAAUUAUAAAGUCUGAUGUUAGGGAAUGCUAGACCUCCACUGCCUCUCGGGAGCUGUAGGGUCCUCAUACUUAACCUGGGUUUUUUAUUUUGCCAAAUGAACUUUGAGAAAUCCUUUUCAACCUCUCUUGCUAACUUUUUAGAAAUAAACAAAGGCAACAUCUGCAUGGGAUAGAGCAGCCGAGGCAAAGCAUUCAUUUUUAACAAAUUAAUUCUGCCCAUCCAAGAGAUUGGCAGAUCCAUCCACCUAUUAAGAUCACUCUUGAUAUCUUUAUGUACAGUGUCAAAAUUUUUUCUAAAUAAAUUCUUAAUACUCUGAGACACAAAAAUACCCAAGUAUGAGAGCCCUGAAGUAGACCAAGAGAAUGGAAAGUUUGGUAUGUUUGGUAUAUUAUUACCAUAUCCAAUUGGCAUGGCCAUUGAUUUAUUAAAAUUAAUCUUGUAUCCAGAGAAGGAUCCAAAGGUCUGGAUGACUGACAUUAAAGCUGGUAUAGACACCUCGGGGUUAGUGAGAAAAAGAAGAACAUCAUCCGCAUAUAAUGCAAUCUUAUGUGUUGAGGAAUUAAUUUUGAAACCCAUUAUGCUGUUAUGUCUUCUAAUAGCCUCUGCCAUUGGUUCAAUGGCCAAUGCAAAAAUAAGUGGGGACAGAGGGUCCCCCUGUCGAGUGGACCUCCCCAACCCAAACUCCGAUGAUUUAAUACCGUUUACAAGAACACUCGCUCUGGGUGAGAAAUAUAUCAACUUAGUAAGUUUAAUAAACCCCUCUCCAAGUCCAAAUUUUUCCAUGAUCGUGAAUAAAUAGGGCCAUUCCACGCGAUCAAAUGCCUUUUCGGCGUCAAGUGAGAUAACAAGACCCGGUACCUGAUUAGUAUUUGCAUACUGCAUAAUGUUAAGUAAUUUUCUCAUAUUGGUAUAAGAGUUCCUGCCUUUAAUAAAGCCCGUCUGGUCAGAUCCAAUUAGAAGUGGCAAGUAGUUCUCGAGUCUCUUCGCUAAUAUUUUAGAAAAUAUUUUACUGUCCACAUUCAUCAGGCUAAUAGGCCGGUAUGAGCCGCACUCGUCAGGGGGUUUUCCCUUUUUAAGGAUUAAAGAUAUAUUGGCAGCAUACAACGAGCAUGGUAGGGAGCCCUUCUCUAUUGAGUGAAGGAACAUCCUUAGCAGAGGUCCAUCUAUUAAGUUUACUAAUUUUUUAUAAAACUCUGGACCAUAGCCAUCUGGCCCCGGGGCCUUUCCAUUCUGCAGGGAAUUGAUUGCAUUUUUAAUCUCUUCCUUAGUUAUUGGUUUUCCAAGAGCGGAUUUAUCUUCUUCUGAUAAGGAGGGGAGACUAAGCUUAUCUAGAAAACUCUGUAUACAGUUGGGUGAUGUAUUGGAUUCUGAGGUAUAGAGUUUUUCAUAAAAGUCCUUCAUUAUCUCCACCAUUGUUUUGGUCUCAUAAUGAUUUUUCCCAGUUUCGUCCUUUAAGGAGGAGAUAGCUCUAACAUCUCGCCUACCAGCUGCCAAGCGUGCAAGAAGUCGCCCUGGUUUGUCACCCAUUUCAAACAAUCUAUGUUUUGCAUAAAAGAUACUUGCUUCUGCCUUUUGUGUAAGAAGUUGGUUGAGAGCAGAUCGUGUGGCUUCUGCUUUUUUGAACAGGGCUGUAGAAUAAUUAUCCUUUAAUUGUCUAUCAAGAUCAGUCAGUUGUCUCUCCAAACCCAGCUGCUCUCUCAAAGCUUCCUUUUUUCUGGCUGUGCUAUAUGAAAUUAUGGCUCCCCUCAAGUAAGCUUUGAGUGUAUCCCAAAGUAUUGAUGGAUUAGUAUCCUCGUUAUCAUUAGUUGAAAGAAAAAUAUCAAUUUGUUCUUCCAUAAAAGUCAUAAACGAGGGAUUAUUAAAAAGAGAGGGAUUCAGUCGCCAGUAGCAUGGUGUGGGCUGGGGGGAGGGGGGUAAUUGUGAUGGAUACAUCUGCAUGGUCAGAUAGUAGCCGGGUACCUAUAGUACAUUCCUCCACCCUAUCUAACACCAUCCUUGAGACAAAGAAGAAAUCUAUACGGGAAAAACUUUGGUGUGGGUGUGAAAAAAAAGUAUAAUCUCUCUCCCUCGGGUGGAUAGUUCUCCAGGCAUCAAAAAGCUGUACGUCAACACAUAGCUCUUUAGUGGCCUCCCUCAUUUUAGACGUGGCUUUUGUCAUGGGGCUUUGGUCUACCUCAGGGUUCAAAACACAGUUAAAGUCUCCUGCAAGUAUACUGAAUGUUGCAGACAUUGCUGAAGCAUCAGCUAGCAGUUUAGAGUAAAAUUCCUCUUGGUACACAUUCGGAGCAUAUACACAACCAAUCAUUAUAUGUUCCCCAUACAAGAAUCCUGUAAUAAUCACAUAUCGGCCUUGACAGUCUUUAAUACAUUUUUGUAGAGUAAAUGGGGUAUUUUUAUUUAUUAGGAUGGCCACCCCUCUCUUAUUUGUAGAAAAUGAGGAAUAAUAAAUUUGUCCUACCCAUUCUCUCUUAAGUUUUUCAUGUUCCUUAUCAUCUAAAUGGGUUUGUGAAUGAAUGUUUAUCUGAGAGUUUGCAGUUCCGCCUCUCGCCACCGGGUGUCAGUGUAACAUAAGUGAUCCGCUGAAAAGCCAUCAGCUCCUGCAAUGAUCAGGCAAACACGGCGGGUUUGACAAAUAUACAAGAAGAAGAAUAUUCAACACGAUAACAACAAUAAUAAUUAUAAAAAUAAAUAAUAAAAAUAAAAUAAAUCAUUAUAAUGAUAAAAUAAUAAUAAUGAUAUUAUAAAAAUAAUCAUAAAAAUAAUCAGUAAAAUUAACAUAAUAAUAAUAAUCAAAGGCAAAAGUUUUUUCAAUACAAUAUACAUUAAAAAGAUAAUAAACGUCAAGUUGAAAUUGUAGAAAAAAGUCGAAAUUUUCAGUAGAAAUCCUGUGACUUUAUAUAGAAAAUAUAAAAUGAAUAGAUUCAGUGCAUUUUAACAAGACUACUUCUUGUUAUUCCUACAAAAAACACUUUAUCUGUUUUCGUAUUUUAUAUUUUUAAGAUAACUUCCUUCAUUGACUUUUCAGUCACAAAGCCCCAAUGGGGCUCUUAGCAAAAUUUGAUUUUGGGGCCCUCUAUUCCUGCCAAUAAUAUUGAUUGUUGAUCACUCACACACCUACUACAGUAUAAAUUUAAUGCGCCUGACAUGUCUUUACACAUUAAGGGGGUGGCCUAGGUAAUAACAUAAAAAAUACCAAUGCAACCUUACGAAAAAUACAAACGAAUGACUGAUGAAUGAUGUUCAGGGGGCCACAUGUGGAUUUUAAUCUCAAAAUGUAACACAUUCAGGAUGCUCAAUGACCAUUUCACAGCUGGAGGAACAUAAUGGUAGAGGAGCUUUGACAUGUCGGCAGUAAGAAUCAUAGACCUACAUCAGCAGCAGCACUAAAAUGUUUUUACUUUAUUUUAUCUUUACAAUAAUAUAUACUUGAUCAUGCAGGAAGAAUCACUCAUACAUGCAAAAAAUCAUAAAUACUAUUUUCCUUCGACUGCUCUUGGGGGCCCUCACUGGCUGUGGGCCUUAAGCAGAGGUUUAUUAACCAUUCUUUAAACUUCUACAUUAAUUUUUGUUGUGAUGGUCAUUAGGUAGUCUGCAAAAACUGCUUAAAACUGUUGAAAUGAAAUAAACUCAGAAAAGAGUAAGAGCCACAGUAUCAGAGUUUCAUUCAUCCAAGCAAAUUAAAGUAUUUUGUUUGUUUAAACUGUAUUUAUUUAAUAUGAAAUGAGACGUUUUUAACCUUUUUUAACUAAACCUUUAUUAGUGCAGGUUUUGUUACACAGAGAGACUGUUUCUUUUCUGAUUGUUGAAAAUUAUACAGACACGUGUCGUGUUUAUCUUCGCUCUGGAUCUGUCGUCAGUAUUGUUGAGGUGCAUGAGCGCUGUUCAAAAAUAACCAAAUCAAACGUGUCUGUCAGAGCUAAAACCCUGCAGACUUCCUGUGUGUUUUUAUACCAACACAGAGAGCAGAGUAAAGUGGCUGAAAUCAGAUUGAUAUGUAACAGAAGCUGAGGAUCACAGGAGGCUGAAAAUCCUGCAGACAGAAACCAGAUCGAUCCACCUGAAGAGACGAAACAUGAGACUUUGUUUUGGGGGGAAAAAGCAGAAAAACAAACGCCAAACCUGAGGGUCAAACACACAGAGAUUAAAAACGUCAGUGCAGCUUUAUCUCUGUUGUAUAAGUGUAUAUAUAUAUAAAUGAAUGUGUAACUCUUCACCUGAAACAGCUCAGUCCGUGUCAGUGGAACACUAAAGUGCUGAUUGAUCUCCAUAUUUCCUGCAGCAGCCCCCCUCUCAGGUGAAAGCAGCAGGUCCAGCAGACAGCAGGCCGUGUGGUCGGGCAGUUAAAGGCUGAUGUGCUGCUGCAGCAGGAACACGAUGAUAUAACCACAGUUGGCUGGUCACUAUAAUCAGAACAAAUGUCCCGCUGGUGUUUCAGUGCUGCAGCGACACGACUCCACCUGAACUGAACAACCCCUGAACAGCAGCCUGAAACCUGAAACCAGCAGCUGCAGCAGCCGCUUCCUUCCUCUGUCCGGGUAAACCUGCGUUUCUCUUCAUUCUUACCGAACAAGAUCACUGUGGUGUCUGUGAGUAAUUAGUCAACGUGAACUAAUCCCUGACACUUUAGUUUCUUUAAACAGUCAAAUGCACAACUUAGUGAGGAUUUUCUACUGUGACUAUUUUACAGCAUAUAAUCGUUUACUUCAGCUGUCACCUGCUUGAUUGAUUCGUACCCAACAGCAUUAAUCAGUCUGUCUCUAAACCAGCCCUUCCAAGAGCUUUUGAUUUUUUUAGGCAGCUGUAAAAAAUAUUUAUACACCUGAUACAAAGAGUUGUGUUCUUAUCAGAAGUUCAGAGCCUUUUUCUCCAGUUUCUCAGAGUCCUGACUCGUCACGUUUUAAAACAUUUGGUGCAUUUCGAACAGAUAACUGAUAUGAGACCAUAAACUGGAUAUUUAACAGAAACUGGUCUCUGGGGUCCCAAAAGAAGAGCUGAUGUAACCCGGUGGGAAACGCACCUGCCCCGUGUUUUGAAACAUGUUAGUGGCAUCAAAUUUCAAACGAGAAAUAUACAAAUAUAUUUUUCGUAAAACAAUUUCAACAUUUGAUUUAUCAUCUUGGCACCAUUUUCAGUUAGAAUAAUUUAAAGACCAUGUAAACGUGGUUUUAUCAGCAUUUUACCACAUCUUAAAGGCAUAUUCCAGCAUUACUUGGUCACCAGCGAUCACCGAGUGCAGCGAAUCAUUUCCUUAAAGUGAUAAUCACCAUAUUGAUCAUUUUACAGACGCAGUAGUUCUUCUGCCUUAGCGUCUCGGUCUGAUUGUUUUUCCGUGAGGAAAUGAUCAUAAAUGUUCUUCCUUGAGCUGCGGCACCCCACUGUAGUCUGUAAUGGACUGGCCUGAGGUUUCCGUACAAACAAGCGGCUGCUGGAAGAGAGUAGGUGAGUUGUGUUUAGUCUCUUUGCUAAAGAAAUCAGUCAAAGUUAAAAAGAUGUUUGGUGUCUAGUACUAUGUCUGUGACCCUAUAUGUCCUGUUGAUGAAGUUAGGUGCUGUUCUGAGCAUUAUUUGUGGCUAUAGAGUGGCGUUUUGGUUGAGGGCGUGGCUCUCUGUAUUGCUAUCCUGCGGUCGUUACUAAAGUUGGUAUAACUAGAGAAGCAAGCGGUCUACAACAUUCAUCUCUGGAGGGGGGGUCUAACUCGGUGUUACAGUGUGUUUGACCAUAACUUAAAUUUUACGCCAGAAUAUCCCUUUAA
Messenger RNA from Xyrichtys novacula (pearly razorfish), 43705 nucleotides. The record is from the annotation of a GenBank genome assembly. NCBI's taxonomy places the organism in Eukaryota, Metazoa, Chordata, Actinopteri, Labriformes, Labridae.